AUGCCGAAACGGAAAACGGGAGAUGAAGAGUCUGGAAACAGUGAGAAGGAUUGGGAGAUUUUCGACAUUCUGGUUGGUACCGAUGAGAUUGAUUCAUCAAGGUUGGAUCUUCCGGAGGAUAUCGUACUCGCCGAUCCACUUUUCACCGAGCCUAGCAGCGUUGAUGUGAUUAUUGGAGCAGGACUUUUCUUUGACCUGCUGCGCAACGAGAAAAUCAAGCUCGGGGAUAAUGGACCUAUUGUACAAAACACUUCCCUUGGCUGGAUAGUUUGUGGAAAUCUUCCUGACGAGUCGAACGUGCUCAGACCACACGUUGCCAACACGUGUACGGAGAACUUGGACGAGUUACUCACUCGUUUCUGGGAAUUGGAGUCGUGUAAAACGGACAGCGUACUAUCGUUAGAGGAAUAUGCCUGCGAGAAGCUGUUCGACCGUACUACAGUCCGAGAAGCAUCUGGAAGGUUCAUUGUAGCGGUUCCAAAGAAGAAUUACCUCAUUCAGCAACUCGGAGAUUCAAAGUCCACGGCAUUGAAACGCUUUCUUUCUCUCGAGCGUCGUCUGGAUGGUAAUGCCGAAUUGAAGCAGAUGUACAGUGACUUCAUUCACGAAUAUCUGCGUAUGGGACAUAUGGAGGAGGUGCUGGAAAACGAAGAGGACGCUGCUAUGCCACAGUACUUCAUUCCACAUCACUGUGUUAUCAAGCCCGACAGCACAACUACCAAGUUGCGGGUAGUGUUUGAUGCGUCAUGCCCUACAUCGUCCGGAAUCUCUCUCAACAAUGCGUUGAUGGUUGGUCCGACUGUUCAAGAUGAUAUCAUCGCGAUCGUCCUUCGAUUCAGGUUCCAUUGGAUCGCCAUCGUUGCAGAUGCUGAAAAAAUGUACCGUAUGGUGCUGCAACAGUGGGCAGACCGGAAGUUGCACAAAAUCUUCUGGCGGGACAACCAGAAUGAAAUGAUCCGUGUCUUCCAGUUAAAUACCGUUACAUACGGAACAGCAUCAGCGCCAUAUUUGGCCACCAAAUGUCUUAAGCGGCUAGCAGAGCUUGAUGGACACAAAUAUCCCAAAGCAGCUAUAAUCCUCAGCAAGGAUUUCUACGUUGACGACAUGAUGUCCGGCGUUGACGACGUACAAGAAGGAAUCAAGCUGUGCAGUGACAUUCAACAUCUGUUGAAAGGUGGAGGAUUCAACCUACGGAAAUGGAGCAGUAACUGUCCAGCUGUCUUGGAAAAAAUACCCGAGGAACUCAGGGAUGACCGCACUUCUUUCGAGCUGGACGAUUCAAGCGCUACCAUAAAAACACUAGGGCUGAUCUGGGAACCUAGGCUAGACGUUUUUCGAUUCAAGGUGCCGCAAUGGAGUUCGCCGGAAAUAUGCAAGCGUUCCGUUAUUUCCGAUCUUGCGCGGAUUUUCGACCCUCUUGGGCUUAUUGGAGUUGUAAUCAUCACUGCCAAAAUAUUCGUCCAGACUCUCUGGAAACAGAAAUUCUCGUGGGACGAACCACUACAAGAUGAACUCGGAGCUCAAUGGACAGAGUUUCGGGACAGCUUAUCAAACCUAGAAACCCUCCAGAUUCCUAGAUGGAUCGCUUUUCGCAAGGAUUGUCUUGCCGUUGAGCUCCACGGCUUUUGUGACGGAUCAAUGAAGGCCUAUGGAGCAUGUUUGUAUGUCCGAUGCACACACUUCGACGGAACAAUCACUUCGAAUUUGCUGGUUGCUAAAUCCAGAGUAGCUCCGCUGGCAGAAUCUGAAAAGAAGAGGAAAAAACUUACGACGCCCCGCUUGGAGUUAUCUUCUGCUGUAUUGCUGGCUCACCUGUACGAAAAGACAUCUGCAAGCAUCCAAGUAUCGACCCAGCCGUACUUUCACACCGAUUCCACGAUCGUAAGGUACUGGCUGUCAUCAACCCCAUCACGUUACCAGAUGUUCGUGGCAAACAGAAUAUCGGAGGUACAACACCUCACCAGGAGUGGAACAUGGAGGCAUGUGGCAGAAACAGAGAAUCCCGCAGAUGCGCUAUCUCGCGGCAUUUCACCUGUUGAUUUACAGGCUAACGCGUUAUGGUGGCAUGGACCAGAUUGGUUGAGGAAAGAUAAACAGAUGUGGCCUAAAACGCAAGAAGUUGUACUGGAUAAACUGGAUCGGACGGCUCUCGAGGAAGGAUCCAUUGUGGCAGCAGUUUCUACAAUUACUCCACCGAGCGAGAUCUUUGGGAUACACUCUACAUUGCAUCAUGUGGAAAAGCUGGUUGCAUGGUUGCUCAGAUUCAAGUACAACGCACUGCAGGCUCGUAGAUCAAUAUCCAAGAAGACGGGUCCACUGACGCUUGCGGAACGAGAAGGCGCUUUGUUGCGUCUAGUGAAGCUAUCACAACAGGAAUGCUUUGCUCAGGAAAUCGCAGAUCUCGAAAGGAAUGGGGAGGUUAAGCCAACUUCUCGCAUCAAUGCAUUAAAUCCGAUACUGGUCGAAGGUGUACUCCGAGUUGGCGGCCGGUUGGAGAAUGCACAAAUCUCGCAUAGCCGGAAGCAUCCUAUGUUAUUGGAUAAAGAUCAUCCGCUAACAUCCAUGAUCAUGCGUCGAUACCACUACGAAAAUCUUCACGCUGGUCCGCAACUGUUGAUAGCAAGUGUUCGUGAACGGUUUUGGCCACUCAAUGCUCGAAGUCUUGCUCGGAAGAUUGUGCAUAGAUGUGUAACCUGCUUUAGGAACAAACCAACCGUGCAGGAUCAACUGAUGGCUGAUCUCCCGGCUGAACGGGUAACACCAGCUCCGCCAUUUCUACGGGUCGGUGUAGACUAUUGCGGUCCUUUUUUGAUAAACUAUCCCUUCCGGAAAAGGACCACCGUCAAGUACUACGCUGCUAUCUUCAUUUGCUUGGUGACUAAGGCGGUACACAUGGAAAUGGUAGCCGAUCUCACCACUCAAGGAUUUUUGGCUGCAUUGAAAAGGUUCGUAGCUAGGCGAGGAAAGCCCACCUUGAUCAUGUGCGAUAACGGUUCCAAUUUCGUGGGUGCAAAACGGGAGUUAAAUGAGCUCGCCGUACUAUUUGAAGACCAACAAUCCCAGCAAUCCAUAGCUGCACGCGCUGCUGACAUCGGAAUUGAAUUUAAGUUCAUUCCAGCCAAAUCCCCUAACUUUGGCGGCUUGUGGGAGGCUGCAGUCAAAUCAAUGAAGCAGCACCUGAGGAGGACCAUUGGAUUGAAGAUUGUUACGCCUGAUGAACUACACACUGUCCUAGCACAAAUCGAAGCAUGUCUGAACUCCAGGCCACUCACACAGAUCAGCAGUGACCCAAACGAUCUCAGCGUGUUGACUCCAGGUCACUUUCUUAUCCAGCGACCGCUAACGGCUGUCGCAGAACCGUGGCUGCAGGAUAUUCCUCAAGAUCGUCUCUCUAGGUGGCAGCAGGCUCAAGACUUCGUUCAACGCAUUUGGUCCAGAUGGUCGAUGCAAUAUUUGUCUGACCUGCACAACAGGACUAAGUGGACCAGGCACAGGAAUAACCUGUUUGUAGGGACAAUGGUUCUUAUCAAGGAGGAUAAUCUACCACCCCUGAAGUGGCUUUUGGGAAGGGUAACGCAUAUCCGGGAGCAGACGGAAACAUCAGGGUCGUAA
Molecule: messenger RNA, 3612 nt
Organism: Ochlerotatus camptorhynchus
Lineage: Eukaryota; Metazoa; Arthropoda; Insecta; Diptera; Culicidae
Exons: 2
Coding region: 1-3612 (1203 amino acids)
Biological process (GO): DNA integration
Molecular function (GO): nucleic acid binding
Source: RefSeq, a predicted model, not a curated record